AUGAGCAGUCGUAAGGUUAUCGUCUCGGUUAACCAUACCAAGAACAAACAAGUCAAGGGGGUGGAGAAGGAGAUUGAAACUUGUCUCAGGCUGAUGAAGCAGGAAAUCACCGAUAAGGAAUCAUUGAUCAAGAUGCUUCGUAAUGAAGGGGUUUAUUUAAGUGAAAAGUUGGAAGACGUUGAUAUCUACAGAAGAUCGAAGAAGAAGAAGAGAUAUGUUUUAUUGGAACACCAAGAAGACUUUUUAGCUAUGAUGAGAAGCUUAAGAGUGAAAAAUACAUGUAAGCUUAUUGUAGUUGAUAAACUGUUGGAUUUCAAAUGGCUGAUUGAUGAGAAGGGAUUGUCCAAGAUGAAGGAUGUUUUGAAUGAUUAUAAUAAGAAACUUUUGCACGUUUGCUCUGAUUUUAUUUCCGCCUUACAAUCAGAAUUGGAUCCAAGUGGUAUGAAUAAUGAUGUGCCAAAGCCUGCAUCAGCACCAAUAUCAGCAUCAGGUCUCGCUCCUGCUCCUGUUAAGCCAUCACAAGUAACCUCUGACAUUCAUUCUGAAGCAACUCACUCAGAACCUUCUCUGGUUGCUCCUACCGUCAGUUGUGAUGGCUGCUGUAUCAGAAGAUUUAUUCCCAUGUACGGAACAAUCUAUCAUUGUGAAGAGUGUCCUGAUUUUGAUUUAUGUGGUAAUUGCUACAAGAAACAAGAUGAAUUGAAAAACUCUACUCAUAAAUCAUCUCAUAACAUGACAAGGAAAACAUUAGCUUUUUCCUUAGAUGAAAAGUCAAAGCAAGUUCAUCCAUAUAUAUCUUGUGAUACAUGUGCAUGUGAAAGCAAACCUUUUAUUGUUGGUGAAAGGUUCAAAUGCUUGGAAUGUCCAGACUUUGAUAUGUGUGGAGAUUGUGUUCUGAAUAGAGAUAAUAUUCCAAAUCAUAAAAUGGGAUAUCAUAAACUAGAACACACUAUGGUAAAGAUAUCAAAUAGCAGAAAUGUGGACAUUGAUCAUCUGCCUAGCAGACCAAAUGUUUGUCCUUUUGCUUCUUCUUAUUGCAAGGCUUCUCAAGUACCUUUUGAUUCUAGUUUGGAUACAAAGGAAGUCUUUGUCAAUACUACUACUGAGAACAAGAACAUUAUUAAAAAGUUCUUUGAUAAUGAGGACUGGCCAAAAAAUAUUAUCAAGUUUGAUGCUCUUGUUGAAAAGGCUAAGAGAUAUGAUGAUUUAUUGAAUCUGCUUGAUGUUGAUGGAGAUGUCAAUGAAGAUACAAAGUUUGCUGUUCUACAAAGCUUUAUUGAAUCAAUUCCUCGUGAAAAGGAUCGACCAGUUGCAGUUUCGAUUCCUGUGGUUGAGGAGUCUAUUGAAGAACCUCCAAGCAAGAUUCAAGAAAAAUCAGCAACUAGUUCUCCUGAAUUGUAUGUUAAUGUUGAAUCAAGUUUUGAAAGGAUUUCCCCUCUGUUAUCGAGAAUCUCUCUUCAUAACAAGGGACCAAGUGUGUUGAAUGGAGGUGAUUUAUCAGUUGAAAUUUAUUCCAAUGUGGGAGUUCAAGUUUAUAACAAGACUAUCAACGAUUUUCCCCCAAUUUAUCCUGGAAGUACUCGCAAGUUAAAUAUUGACUUUGGUAUUGAAGAUUACGACAAGUUUUCAUUGUACGUUGCUACUGGAACACAAUCAUUCAAUUGGAAUUUUGCACGUCAAUCUGCUUUGUCUUGGAUCCAAGUUGAACCUGAGGAAGGUUUUAUUGUCAAAAAUAUGGAGAUUGAACCCAAAGUCGAGAACAAAGAUGUGGAGAUGAAUAUUUCACAAGAAGUAAGCGUGGUACUUCCCAAAUAUGAAUCUGAAACUGAAGCUCAAUUAACAGGCAAUGAAACUGAUUCACCAUCUGAAGCUGAAGAUUUACUUAAGGAUGAAAAGAACUUUGUUGAAUCUGUUCAUGCAGUUAUUUUACCCACCUUACUUAAGGACUCGACUUCAUCCUCCACGCCAUUUGUGGAUGCUCAUAAUGAAGUUGAAUCAGAGGAUACGCCCAAAGAGAGCGAUAAUGAGAAUGAGAAUGAGAAUGAGAGUGAGAAUAUGGAUGAUUAUGAUAUGAUGAGCAGUGAUGAAGGAGAAUCAGAUCUUGAAGAAUAUGAGAUUUUAUCUCCUGUUAUUUCUCAUCCAGGAUCACAAUGA
Molecule: messenger RNA, 2154 nt
Organism: Lizanozyma spartinae
Lineage: Eukaryota; Fungi; Ascomycota; Pichiomycetes; Serinales; Debaryomycetaceae
Exons: 1
Coding region: 1-2154 (717 amino acids)
Biological process (GO): mitophagy; endosome organization; aggrephagy
Cellular component (GO): aggresome; amphisome
Molecular function (GO): K63-linked polyubiquitin modification-dependent protein binding; protein kinase C binding; zinc ion binding
Source: RefSeq, a predicted model, not a curated record